GGUGGAGGAGGAGGAGAAGGAGGAGGAGGUCCUCAACUUGGCUCUCGGUAGUCGGGCUUCUCCUGGCGCGGCGCAGACUCAGCUCCCCACCGGACCGGUAUGAGCUACCCCCCUUGGAGGAAGUGAGCCGCGCCGACCGUGAAAGAUGCAGCCGGAGGACAUGGAGGUACCUUUAAUUAAUAACCUUAACGAUAACGGCGACAGACAGAGGCCGAAAGGGAAAGAUGUGUUCAAGGAUCAGCAGAAGGAGUCUGAGAGCUCCAUGGAUUCUCCCAACCUGGAGUUUGAAUACGGAGACACGGACAUGCUCACUGCUGAGCUCUCAGAACUCUACAGUUACACCGAAGAGCCAGAGUUUGCCCUGAACAGAGACUACUUUGAGGAGGAUUUCAGGAGCCAUGCUCGAGGCAGGAGGUGGACCGAGCUGAUGGUAGAGGAGCAGAAGGCGUAUGUAAUGAGGCUGUUGGAUGCGCUAGAGGUGACGGACAGAGACAAGAGGCUGAAGGUGGCCAGGGCCAUCCUUUACCUGGCUCAGGGAGUGUUUGAUGAGUGUGACACAGAGGUGGAUGCUCUCCACUGGUCCAGACACAAUGUCUUUCUGCUCUACGACAUGGGCAUCUUCACUGCACUGCUGGAGCUGCUCAGCAUGGAGAUAGAUAACAACCAGGCAUGCAGCAGUGCGGUGAGGAAGCCUGCCAUCUCUCUCGCAGACAGCACAGAGCUCAGAGUGUUGCUGAGCAUCAUGUACCUGAUGGUGGAAACCAUUCGAGUUCAAACAGAAGACGACCGACCGGAGUGGAAAUCAGCCAGAGAGGUCUUUAAGAGUGAGCUAAGUUCACCUCUGUACAACGGAGAGCCUUUUGCUCUGCUGCUCUUCACCAUGGUGACCAAGUUCUGCAGCAUGAACGCACCACACUUCCCCAUGAAGAAAGUACUACUGCUGCUGUGGAAAACAAUACUGUUCACUUUGGGAGGGUUCGAGGAGCUCCAGGAGAUGAAGGUGCGAGGCCGGGAGCGUCUCAACCUCCCCCCCCUCCCAGAAGACAGCAUCAAGGUGGUUAGAGCCAUGAGAGCGGCCUCCCCCCCGGCCUCCGCCAUGGAGCUCAUCGAACAGCAGCAGCAGCAGAAGCGAGGCCGCCGUAGCCGGAGGAGUGCCUUUGUUGAUAGCUUGGAAGGAGACAGUCCCUUUCCCAAGAAGCAGCCGUUGGUCAAACAGGACAGCUUGGACACGUACAACGAGCGGGACCCCUUCAAGAAUGAUGACACACGGGACGAGGAGGAGGACCCAGAGGACACUGACAGUGGCAUCGAGGGUGAGGUGGACCCUCUGGACCGUGAUGUCAUCAUUCAGCCACCGCCGCCACCACCUCCGCUGAGACCUCCAAAUGAAAGGGUCAACAUCCCCAAGGGCCUCCCCUGGGUCCCUAAAGUCAGGGAGAAGGACAUCGAACACUUCCUUGAGACCAGCAGGAACAAGUUCAUUGGUUUUACUCUGGGAAAUGAUAUCGAGACUCUAGUGGGCUUGCCCAGACCCAUCCAUGAGAGUGUUAAAACCCUCAAACAGCACAAAUAUGUGUCCAUUGCUGAGGUCCAGAUCAAGAGAGAAGAGGAGCUGCAGCAGUGUCCGCUAACUCUGGGUGAGGAGGAAGUGGAGGAGACACCAGCUGAAAUGUUAUAUGUGGGAAUGCUUCCCAACCUCUCACAGUAUGUGAUUGCCCUCCUGAAGCUGCUGCUGGCUGCAGCUCCAACCUCCAAAGCUAAAACCGACUCUAUUAACAUCCUGGCUGAUGUGCUGCCUGAAGAGAUGCCUAUCACAGUCCUACAAAGCAUGAAGCUGGGGAUUGACGUAAACCGUCACAAGGAAAUCGUCGUCAAGGCUAUAUCUGCUCUGCUGCUGCUGCUCCUCAAGCACUUCAAACUCAACCACAUCUAUCAGUUUGAAAUUGUCUCCCAGCACCUUGUGUUUGCCAACUGCAUCCCACUCAUUCUGAAGUUUUUCAACCAGAACAUCAUGUCCUACAUCAGUGCCAAAAACAGCAUAUGUGUGCUGGACUUUCCCCACUGUGUGGUCCACGAGAUGCCUGAGCUUACAGCCGAGAGCCUGGAAGCAGGAGACAGCAACCAGUUCUGCUGGAGGAACCUGUUUUCUUGUAUUAAUUUGCUGAGGAUCCUAAACAAGCUGACCAAGUGGAAACACUCCAGGACCAUGAUGUUGGUUGUUUUCAAGUCUGCCCCCAUCUUGAAACGAGCUCUGAAGGUGAAGCAGGCCAUGAUGCAGCUCUAUGUUCUCAAACUGCUUAAGAUCCAGACCAAGUACCUGGGCCGCCAGUGGAGGAAGAGUAACAUGAAGACCAUGUCAGCUAUCUACCAGAAAGUCCGCCACCGGCUCAACGAUGACUGGGCCUAUGGAAAUGAUAUCGAUGCCCGGCCCUGGGACUUCCAAGCGGAGGAGUGCGCCCUGCGGGAAAGCAUUGAGAAGUUUAACAGCCGGCGCUACGACAAGAACAAAAACGGAGACUUCAUGCCCGUGGACAACUGCCUGCAGAGCGUGCUGGGCCAACGCGUGGAGCUCCCAGAAGACUUCCACUACAGCUACGAGAUGUGGCUGGAGAGAGAGGUGUUCUCACAACCUAUCCAGUGGGAGGGGCUGCUACAGAAUCCUUAACACACAGGAAAGAGAGGGUCAAAGGGGGAAGGCAAUGGAGCAGUGAAGAGGUCACAUAUGAGCCUGCUGGAGAGGUUUAAGGGUGUGUUCUUGCUGCAUAAAAUAAAGUUAUAUUGAAUUGUAUUGAUGGGAGCAAGUCCUCUCUAAGGCCAUGUAGCAAAGAGAGAAAGAAAGAGAAGAUAGCUCAGCUUUGCCACACACACACACACGUUUUACACUAACGUGCCUCUGACUACUGCAAACACACCUACCAGGUAAGAACAGAAGUAGCAGUUCAUAAGAAACAUCUUAUACUGUUGUAGCAGGUAAAACUGUUAUACUGCCUCACAAAAAUGUCAGUUUAUAUAGUGAGUCCCCCUUCUUUGAUAUGUCGGUGCUUUUCUGAUUCCUUGGUGACGUUUUCCUAUUUAUUUGUAACAGUGUGUGUGGUUAACAUUUUAUGAUUAACACAUUUUUUUUAAAGAUGUAAAUUUGAAAGGUUUAUAGUCUUUUUAUUUAAAAGAGAAGCAAAGUCUGUUAUAGGUUUGGGGUUUUAGAUUGUGAAUGAUUUUAAAAAAUUUCUUACGCAUUUUUUAGAAAAGAGAAAUAAAUCACAGGGUUAUGAUAGUACAAAUGUAGACAUGGGAGCUGUUUGCUCUUAUGAUGCCAAAAAAUAUAUAAAAAAGCAAAACAAAAUAGAAAUAUACCAGCUAUGAGCGUAUGGGUGUUGUUCAUGAAAGUCUGUGUACAGAAAGAAUAUGAUGAAAAUCUAUAAGUGGGGAGAUGAGAAAAGAAGGGUUAGUAGGAGUAAAACAAUAAAACAUCUUGUUUCCCCAGAUAGAAAAUUCAUGUCACAUUGAAUUCCUGCUGUUCCAAAAUCUGUUGUGAUCUAUUGCAGGGUCUCCAAUGAGGUUCUUUUAUUUGCAUUUAGAACAUGUAAGUAAAAUAAAGUAAAAAGAAAAAUAACAUUUGAAAAAGUAAACUUUGCAGAAGCACAGCAACAUGUAAUAGUGUUUUGCUGCCACUUGGGGGCAGUAUCAGAAACAUGUUGCUUUAGCUUUCCUCUAGUGUGAAAAGACAGAGGCCAAAGUGGGCAAAUAUCUGAUUUGUUGUGGAGUUAAACCAAGUGUUAAAUAAUGUUAAUUACAGAGCAGUGGUUGUCUGUGCUUUCCUGCCUUUUCUGUUCAAUGUAUUUGUUUUUUUGUUUUAAAAUCAGUUCUUGUUGCCCCCUUUCAGCUUAAGCCAACUUUAAGCCAAUUAGCAUUUAACUAAUGCAUCAUCUUCAAUGCAGUGAUAAAUUUUAAACACUGAGAGCACUGCAAAUGUAUACCUCAGUAAAGAUUUGCAACAUGCUUUACGUCAAUGCACAAAAAUAUAAGGUAAAUUGAGGUGUUGUUUGCUGUUUCAAAUAAGCCCUAGUUUGCAUUAGUGGAAAUAGAAACAUCUUCAUAACUCAUUUCUGCCCUUGCAAAGAUGAAAAUUAAACAGAACGUUAUAUCUGAUAUAUACUAUCUGAGGUAUUGCCAGAGAUAAAAAUAAUUCCUGAAAGAAAUCUCUCCAUGGACGGAGUUUUUUCUUAUCUCAAGCUUUGUUUCUGGCUUUUACAACUUCUUCUACUGAAUUACAACCACAAGCAAUGCUAGCUAGCUUAUGCUGUCACCCUCUGACAAAAUGACAGUCUUGUUUAUUUACAUUUAUAGAAAUGUAUCUGAGUCACUUUUUUACUGUUGUCCUCCUGGAUUUGUUAACUUACAUAUCGAAACUUAGCUGCUUUACAGUUCUGGAUGUUUCCACAGAAAAGUUCCUGAAGGCAAGGGUAAAAUCUAUAGAGGGGGGGCCUUGCAGAUAGCAGCAUUCGAUCUUUGAGCUUUUCAGUGAGACGAUCUGAGGUUUUCUCAAAGCUCAGCAAUGACCAGAACAGCAGGAAUUCUGUUCUCAUGUCAAGCCGUUGACACCCUCUCCUAUCUGUCCAACUACAGCACAAUACAUCAACCACUGACCACACUUGUGGUGGACACAACUGUCACAGAAAUGGUGCUGUUUUUCUCAUUUGUGUUUUAUUUUUUUUCCCCCUUCAGCCGCAACUACCUAAGCGGGGUGCCAGAGUCCAGAACUCUAGUGUCACUACCUAAGCACAGAAACAAGCACAGAGGACAAAAAGCAUGAUUGUCUCUUUUUGGUGUAAUUUUAGCUUUAUUCAGUUUGCCUACUCGCUUCAAGGGGACAAGAGCUGUCAUGUAGUAUCACUGUAUCCAUUAGAAUGACCAUUUCAAUGCUCAAUCUUGUGCCUCUAUGUAGAUAUGUGCAUGACCACUGUUCUGUUAUGUACCUGUGUUCACACUGAAAUAUGGCAUUUGAAUGGUUUUGUCUCGAUAUUUCCAGCACCAUCAGUGUUGUAUUUUAGCUCUUAAAGGGUCAGUGUUCUGCAUCAAAAGUGGUUUUUGUUGUUUUUUUUUCUUUAGGAAUGCAUUAUUUUAAAAAGUAAUACACAUUAUAUAUUCUCAGGUUUAUGGAGAUAAUAUACUGCAAAAGUUUUUAAAAUGCUUCCUCGCCAUUGUCUCGCUCACUACCUGCAGAGAAGAAAACAUAUUUAUUGUCUUACUGAAAUACAAAGAGAACGCCAGAAGCACUAAACAUUUACUGCACAUCGCUACAAAACACGAUUGUGAGUUUGUGUCUGUCACUUUUCAAAUGAGAUUUACGUUUUUUUGUAUAUUGUGCCAAAUGUGAGUACCAUUUCCUGUUUAUUUUGUUUUCUCUGACAGUUUUUGCAUUCAAAUCAAUACAAAAGGUUUGCAAUACAAACAUUUUUUUUUUAUCAGAAAAAUUAUACAAUCAAUAAGAAUAGCUGUUUCUUGUAACUGGUACAAUAUUUCUGAAAAGUUUAGCAUUUUAUGGAUGUUACAGUAUAUAGAUGUGUGUUUUGUUGCUCACUCUUCCAUAUCUGUAUUGUCUGGAAACAGUAAAUACUCUAAGUACUGACUUUGUUCAGGGGUAUGUGCAAUUACAGAUCCAUAGAGGCAUUAUACAAUAGAGUGACAAAUGACAAUAACAGAGUUGGUUAUUAAACAGUGUUGAACACUU
Molecule: messenger RNA, 5728 nt
Organism: Melanotaenia boesemani (Boeseman's rainbowfish)
Lineage: Eukaryota; Metazoa; Chordata; Actinopteri; Atheriniformes; Melanotaeniidae
Gene: strip2
Product: striatin interacting protein 2
Exons: 22
Coding region: 146-2665 (839 amino acids)
Biological process (GO): cytoskeleton organization
Cellular component (GO): cytosol
Source: RefSeq, a predicted model, not a curated record